Magallana angulata is the source of this 796-nucleotide messenger RNA. RefSeq lists its product as uncharacterized. The transcript has 4 exons. Lineage: Eukaryota; Metazoa; Mollusca; Bivalvia; Ostreida; Ostreidae. Bases 43 to 591 code for a protein of 182 amino acids. The record is from RefSeq and is a predicted model, not a curated record.
CAUCGUGAAUUGCUUGUUUCUGUAGGUGCUUACUGUGCCGCCAUGGCAGAGUCAGUGACGGAGGAAGCCAGUAAGCCCGGGUUCGGGAUGCGGCUGGCAAUCUCAUCCAUCGCUCGGCGCUUCCCAUCGGCCCGCAAUGUCAGCACGCACUGGCUGGACCAGCGACUUCACGGGGGACAGGGGCCACAAAGUCACUCCUCAUCCGUCAAAAUCUUGGACUGCCGGGCAGAAGAUGAGUAUAACAUCAGCCACAUAGAGGGCGCUGUACGGAUCAACUAUGAAUCCUCUCCGGAGGAACUACUUAAACUAGCUGAAAUUGACCUAUCCAGGAAAGAACCCAUGGAUGUCGUUUGUUACUGUUCAGUUGGAUAUCGGUCAUCUUUAGUCGCUGAGAAACUACACGACUACGUCAAAAAGUCAAAAGAUGCAGCAAGUACCAACAUAUCUGUAUAUAACCUGGAGGGAAGCUUGUUUAAAUGGGCCAAUGAGAACAAACAUAUGGUCAACAGUCGGGGAGAAACCACCAAGUUCGCUCACCCUUACAACGCUGUGUUUGGAAAGCUACUGAAUUCUGAAUUACGAAAAUCUUAGGGAGAGAGAGAGAGAGAGAGAGAGAGAGAGAGAGAGAGAGAGAGAGAGAGAGAGAACCCACGGUCAUAGAACAGAGAUCUUCUUAUCACUAAAGCCACGUCCAAAACUGCAUCACUGCGUCUUAUAUUUUGAAUGAAACUGUCAUUUAUCAUACUGCAUGUGCAUGUUUUUUUGUUGAUGUUUACUCUACAUGUCUGUUUUGAUA